GGCAUCUAAGUCAGUUUCACUGCACUUUCCAUUACUGAACUGAACUGCUGAAAAUAGAGUUGUUCAGCCCUGUUUCUCCCUCUUGUACAGCUUUUCUAAACAUGGCAGGUGUUGAAGAACUUUACAAGCAGUUUGGAAUCCUUGCAGAUGCGAACGAGAAAGCAGGAGAGCAAGAGGGUGCGUUUUUGUUGAUUUUGGCUGCUGUAAAGGGAUCACAGGCUGAAAAACGACUGGCAUCACAGUUUAUAACAAGGUUCUUCAAGUUCUUCCCCAAGUUACAAGAAAAUGCUAUUGAUGCCAUGUUAGACUUAUGUGAAGAUGAAGAUAACAUGAUUAGACGACAAGCCAUAAAAGGCUUACCAGAUCUCUGUAAGGACACACCAGAACAUCUACCAAGAAUUGCUGAUGUACUCACACAACUGUUACAAUCAGAGGAUCCUACUGAAUUAACAAUUGUCAGAAAUGCACUCACAUCACUGUUUAAAAUGGAGCCAAAAGGAACUAUUGGAGGACUAUUUUCACAAAUUCUGAGUGGAGAAGAAGUUUCCAGAGAAAGUGCUAUCAAGUUUUUAAGUGGUGCUGUGGAAGAAUAUGGCAAGAAGGUAUUACAUCCGUCACCUGAAACAGAAGAAUAUCUUGUUGAAGAAAUUAAAAAGGCCAUGGCAGAUGUUACUGGAGAAGAGUUUCGUACAUUCAUGACCAUUCUGUCAUCACUAAAAGUCAUGGCUAGCGCUCACCAAGAACUUGCAGACAUAGUGGCAGAACAAGCAGAGCUAAACCAGGCAUUCCAGCCCAGUGAUGCUGAUGUGAUUGAUAGAUUCAUUUCAUGUGCCAGACAAGCCAUCCCAUAUUUUGUGAAAGGAGCAUCUGCCCAAGCUUUCUUUGCCUACAUAGUAGAGAGUAUUCUACCAAAGCUGAAUGAGCUGGCUGCAUCAGAUGGUGAAGAUGUCAAGCUAGAGAUGUUGAAAUUAUGUGCUGAAAUGUCACCUCAUGGUCUGACUGAUGAAAAUGUCAAGACAGCUAUAGAACCUAUCUACAACUUACUUUUGGAAUACAUGCCGUUGCCUCCAGGUGAAGAAGAGGAGAAAAGUACUGAAGAAAACUCUGAACCAAAGCUUCAGUUUUCCUACGUAGAGUGUCUUAUUCUUGCAUUUCACCAACUAGCAAAAAAGAACCCAGAGUUUUUAACAGAUGCAAGUGCAGCAGAACGUCUAAAAGAUUUCAGACUAAGGCUUCAAUACUUUGCUCAAGGUUGUCAAGUGUACAUAAAACAGCUGAGAUUGUCUCUACAAGGCAAGACAGGCCCUGCCCUUCAGGAAGAGGAAAAUAAAAUUAAAAUUGUAGCCCUCAGGACGACUUCAAAUAUAAAUGCCGUCAUCAAGGACUUGUUUCAUAAUCCACCUUCCUUUAAGUGUUCUGUUACGUUAUCGUGGAAACCUCCGGGGAAGACACAAACAUCAAUUCCAACAUCCCCUGAAGAGGAGAAAAAUACGCUGGUAGAUGAAAAGCGAAAACGCGCCGGUAUCACGCCGAUUAAAUUCGACCUUCCACCCGAGACGAAAUCACCCAAAAAGCCCAAGGGGAGCACAGUCACAGUAUACACCCCUCCUGGCCGGCGUGCUGGAGCCUCCAAUGGCGUCGUCAAGGGACAAACCAUGCCUGACGGGAGCCGAGGACGGGGAUUCCGACAGGGAGGGCGCAGCCGAGGGCGCGGUCGGGGCUGGAGAGGAGGCAGAUUUUAGAUCGUUGAUACUCCACCGUUCCAUACACGUGGAAGUGCAGAAUUGUUUUAAUCAAGUUGUGAACUUUGUACAGUUGUCUUCAUUACAGCUAUAAGUUAGGACUGGGUUAUUUAUGGAGAAGACCACAAUUUGAUUUAGUGCACCUUGUGUUUCAAAAGCUUCUUUUAACUCUCUCUUCAUGCGCCGUCAAGCAGACGCUAGUUUUCUUCUAGAAGUUGUUUAACAGUGUUUUUUUUUUUAAAAAAUUGGAAAUUUUUGAACAGCAAUUAAGUACAGAGUAAGUUAUUCUAUAGAUUCCUCCAGAAACCUAGUGGCGCAUGUACUCCUGGGAUUGUGCUCAGACCGGGCGUCAGAACACGAUUUUGAUUUGAUCAGUGUGCACCACAAUAGAGAUCACUUUUUUUUUUUGAUAGUCAAUAGUCAAACCAGAAGGAAAUAACAUGCUGAUGUUGACGCCUUUUCUAAACGUUCCAAUAUAACCUAGCAUGCAAUGCUAGAGUCCAAUCUCCCAAGUGCUUCUGAAGUUGAAAGUGACUUAUAAUUUGGUUUGAAAAAUUAGACAAGGAACAAGCAUGUAUACAUCGGUCUGCUCACAAUUGUACUUGACUGUGGGCUAAUUUCGAUUAUGCCGACCUUUUUUAUGACUGUAUAAUAAAUGGCUGUUAUGUUUCUUUUAU
This is a messenger RNA of Orbicella faveolata, 2419 nucleotides long. Its product is annotated as apoptosis inhibitor 5-like. Gene Ontology annotation, cellular component: nucleus. Gene Ontology annotation, biological process: negative regulation of apoptotic process. Gene Ontology annotation, molecular function: RNA binding. Lineage: Eukaryota; Metazoa; Cnidaria; Anthozoa; Scleractinia; Merulinidae. The record is from RefSeq and is a predicted model, not a curated record.